GUGGAAUACUGUGGUCAACUCAUGGACAAUUACUUCUUAUACUGAGAAUACACUUAAAAGAAUGGAAAUGAGAGACCACACUGAGAAAUUAUUUGACAAUGAUGUUGAAAGAAGAAAUCUGAAUAUAUCUGAUCCAGUUUAUAUGGAAGAUUAUAAGAGCACAACCACAGAAUUAAUUUAUGCAAUUGAUGAUAGACCACCCUGGUAUUUGUGUAUACUACUGGCAUUUCAGCAUUAUAUUUUGGCUUUUGGAGGAAUUAUUGCCAUUCCCUUGAUUCUAGCAGAGCCUCUAUGUGUGAAGCAUGACAAUGCAGUGAAAAGCCAGCUGAUGUGCACCAUAUUCUUUGUGUCUGGAAUAUGUACAAUUCUUCAAACAACUAUUGGAACAAGAUUGCCUAUUCUACAAGGAGGGACAUUCAGUUUAAUUACACCAACAUUAGCAAUACUAUCUUUGCCUCAGUGGAAAUGUAAAAAUUCUGAAGACUUCACAUUUAAUGGAACUGGAAAUUUUUCUGUUAAUAACACGGAACACUGGCAGCCACGAAUAAGAGAAAUUCAAGGUGCAAUUGUCGUUGCUUCCUGUUUUCAAGUGUUUUUGGGCUUUUCUGGAUUAAUUGGACUUAUAUUGAGAUUUAUUGGACCUCUGUCUAUCACACCAACCAUUACACUUAUAGGGCUGUCUUUAUUUGGCGAAGCAGGAAAGAAAUGUGGCACUCACUGGGGUAUAGCUGUACUAACAGUUGCCCUAAUAAUACUUUUCUCACAGUAUUUGAGACAUCUAGAGGUACCAUUGAUAUCAUGUAGCAAAGGAAAAUGGAAAAUCAGCAAGUAUCCUGUUUUCAAGCUAUUUCCAGUAUUAUUUGGAAUGUGUUUAUCCUGGUUGAUCUGCUUCAUUCUAACACACUUUAAUGUGUUUCCAAGAAGCCCAGCAGACUAUGGAUUUGCUGCUCGUACUGAUAUUAACAUUGAUGCAAUUGAAAAUUCUCCCUGGUUUCAUAUUCCAUACCCAGGUCAAUGGGGUUGGCCCACAGUAAGCCUCUCCUCUGUGUUGGGGAUGUUAUCAGGGAUACUUUCUUCUACUGUUGAGUCAAUUGGUGAUUACUACACUUGUGCAAAAUUAUCAGGAGCUCCAAAUCCUCCAACACAUGCUUUAAAUCGUGGAAUUGGAAUGGAAGGCAUAGGAUGUAUUUUAGCUGGCAUUUGGGGAACAGGAAAUGGAACUACUUCAUACAGCCAGAAUAUUGCAGCAUUGGGGAUUACAAAGGUUGGAAGUCGUUUAGUAUUGCAGACAGCAGGUAUCCUUUUAAUUAUAUUAGGUCUCUUUGGAAAAUUUGGAGCUAUCUUUAUAACAAUUCCAGAGCCAGUCAUUGGAGGAAUGUUCAUGGUAAUGUUUGGCAUGAUUGCAGCAGUAGGCAUGUCAAAUCUUCAGUAUGUAGAUUUAAACUCCUCAAGAAAUCUUUUUGUGUUGGGAUUUUCCAUGUUUAGUGGACUUGUUAUCCCAACAUGGCUGGAAGGUAAUCCAGGUGUUAUAAGGACAGACCUAAAUAAAUAUGCCCUAAUUGAGUCACAACAUGGGGGCUCUCAUUUACCACUGUGAAAGGUCUGACUGAGAAAGUCAGAAACAUCCAAACAAAGGAGGAAGUUAGGAAGUUAUUAAUUUAAUUAACUGUAUUCUGGUGAUAUUGAUUGCUACAGUAUGUGGCCCAUGAUUUAUUUCCAAGGGCCAAGAUCACUCUCAGACUAGCCCUGAUUUUUAAUUAUAUGUUACUACUAACCAUUCUAAAAUUAAAUCCAGCCUGUGAUUAUUGAUUUGUAAUUUUUUUUUCUAUGUGUUACAUAUGUUAUAUCUUCAUUUUUUGGUGUUUGUUGUCACCAACAUUAUACAAUUUUCCCCAGGAAAAAGCAGAGAAAAAUGCCAUUGAGCAAUUUAGCUUGGCCACAUUGUUAAUGUUUUAAAAGAAACAGAUGGAGUAACAUUCUC
Bufo bufo (common toad) is the source of this 1981-nucleotide messenger RNA. Its product is annotated as solute carrier family 23 member 1-like. The transcript has 11 exons. Bases 62 to 1597 code for a protein of 511 amino acids. Gene Ontology annotation, biological process: transmembrane transport. Gene Ontology annotation, molecular function: transmembrane transporter activity. NCBI's taxonomy places the organism in Eukaryota, Metazoa, Chordata, Amphibia, Anura, Bufonidae. Gene Ontology annotation, cellular component: membrane. The record is from RefSeq and is a predicted model, not a curated record.